AGGUUAAUGAUCAACCGGCUACCUGCAGCACCGAAACCAGCCCACAGCCCGGAACGAGCACGACGCUGGCUGUAAAUGCCGUAAAUGAGGCUUAAAACGACUAGUUUGAACUUUUGAAAGACUCAUGUUUGAGACACAGAAACCCAGAAUCAGAGCUUCAAGUUAACUUCAAGUUUCACCCACAAGCUCGCUGACCUUGACAUGAAAAUGGACCGGUACAGGUACUUCAUCUUCAACCAGAGGAGCGUCCUGGUCCUCGGUGUCCUCCAGGUGGCCUGUGCGGGUCUCUGCGUUGUCUGCGGGAUCAUGGACGCAGUUUUCCGCAAAAACACCCCGCUGAGCAGCACCAGGACGCCGGUGUGGGGAGGACUGGUCAUGGCCUGUCCAGGUGUCCUGGCUCUCUUUGCCUCCCAGUGGAAACACUCAGUCCUGGUGAGUGUGAUGGUGGUAGCUGCAGGACUUUCCUGGGUUUCUGUUCUCUUCAUAUUGGGCUACUCCUGUCUGACUCUGACCUACGGGGAGGAGGAUGAAGAGGUCUUCCACCACCACAGCAGUCUUGAAGUGACGUUUGUCCUCCAUCGGAUGGUGAAGGGAGCUAAUGCCACCAUCCUGCUGAGCUGCUCCAUCAGCCUGGUUCUGUCUGCUCUGAUUGCCUUCAUGGGCUGCCGGAGUCUGCCCCGCUGUGGCUGCUAUGAUGCCAGGACCGGACUGGAAACUCUGGUUCCUCAGUGUGAUCCUGGAGACACGGAGAUGGUGUGCACCUGGCAAGGAGGCGACGACAGACUCUUCAACUCUCCUGCUCCGUCCAGCAGCAGAAGCACCACAGAAGAAAAGGAAGGUCCAUCCAGGCCGGCUUCAUACAGCAGACUGACCUAAUUGACACCUUCCUAAAGCUGUACCUGGACAGAAGAGAACCUCA
This is a messenger RNA of Acanthochromis polyacanthus (spiny chromis), 919 nucleotides long. RefSeq lists its product as uncharacterized. Gene Ontology annotation, cellular component: membrane. Lineage: Eukaryota; Metazoa; Chordata; Actinopteri; Pomacentridae. Bases 202 to 876 code for a protein of 224 amino acids. The record is from RefSeq and is a predicted model, not a curated record. The transcript is spliced from 6 exons.